UUUUUUUUUUUUUUUUUUUUGUUUUUUGGUGUUUCGCUUUGGUUUCGCUCGCAAACGGAGCCCAUUACCGCCUCACACCCUCCGCGCCUGAUUCCAGCUCUCGUUCGCUGGAUCGUCAGUUCCGCACUCAUCUCUGCCAUUGACAUUGCCUCUGCUGCCGUCGUCGUCACUCCAGCUCAGGACGAACCAGUCGGCCAGACCAACAGCUCGCUGACGCCGUUGCCAAUCCGCCGCCUUCCGUCGCGCCCAUCCAGCCCGAGCACUUGCGCCGCCCUCCCGCGUCCUUUGACUCCCAACCCUACGCCCAGCGUCGCUUGUCUUGAACCGAGCAACCCCGCGUCAUUGCGAACUCUGCGUCUCAGUGACAAGGCCUUGUUUCCAGCCAACGCCGUUUCAAAAAAAAUUGAAUUUGGCGAAACCGUUUCAACUUUCGGAUUUGACUUGGCAACGCCGCUCGCUCCAGCAGUUGCAUCUCCACGCAGUCGCUCACACCACCCCUGCAUAUUACCACAAGCCAGUGCAAACAACGACAUCAGUGACUCAUCACCAACACCAUCCCACCGCAACACGAUGCCCUCGCAACAAUCAACGCGGCCAGCGCCAUCCGAUGCCAGCAUCUAUUCCUGGAGCAACGCCAGCUCCGAGACCAAGCGUGCCAUUCUGAACCAGCGCCUGGAAGAGCUCCAAACAAUCCUGAUGAAACAGCUCUCGAGUGAUCCCAAUGCCAUGCUGGAUCCCGCCGUGACCAACGAGUUUAUUGCUGUGCAAGAAGAACGCGCACGCUUGGACCAAGCAGCAGUUGAGAAAUCCCGACAAAACACGGAAGGAUGCUUGGCGACAUUGAGCGUCGUCGUGCGAAUGGCUUUGGAAGACGUGGACUUGCAGCAACACCCAGAGAUUCGUCAGGUUCUGAAAGUCCUCUACCCCAGGCUUCAAGUGCCAAUCAAGGCCAACAAGAUUGACACUCAAGUCAAGUGCCUCGAGUUUUUGCAGCCUAUCAUCAGCAUGGCAAAGAGGGUUGAGCCGCAGGUUGAGAAACCUGCCGAGCCUGAAGUGCAAGUCGUAGAAACCCCGAUUCCAGCGCCACCCCCGCCGCCGCCGCCGAUGGUGACCCCUCCGCGCCGCCACGCCUUGCCCGCCACUCGCGCUGUUGUCAACUUUGCAUCGUCAAGCAACCGUCCUCACAAUCAGUAUCACGUUACAACAACGCCAACACGCACCCCGCUCGGGAACUCGUCGCGCUCCAACCUUAUGGAGCAAAUCGGGCAGGCUUCUGCCAAGGGCUUGCGUCGAACAACGCUGCAUCGGUCACCUGGUGGCACGCCACAGAUCAGCCGAAAGAAGAAGCCGGCGGAUGGUUUCGAAGCCACGCUGCUGAAACGCUUCCACUCUGUCAACGUCCCAAGCCCCGGCGGACCAGCGGUUCAGGACGAAAACCUCUUUUCCCCUCUCGCCAGUCCCGCCGUGCUUCGGAUGUGAGAAAAGGCAGGCACCGUCUCCCGCUGGUGAGACAUGGGUUUUUGUGUAUUACAGUAGUCAUUGCGG
Messenger RNA from Capsaspora owczarzaki ATCC 30864, 1545 nucleotides. RefSeq lists its product as hypothetical. Lineage: Eukaryota; Filasterea; Ministeriida; Capsasporidae. The transcript is spliced from 3 exons. The record is from RefSeq and is a predicted model, not a curated record. Bases 571 to 1479 code for a protein of 302 amino acids.